Messenger RNA from Halteromyces radiatus, 648 nucleotides. RefSeq lists its product as uncharacterized. Lineage: Eukaryota; Fungi; Mucoromycota; Mucoromycetes; Mucorales; Cunninghamellaceae. The transcript has a single exon. The record is from RefSeq and is a predicted model, not a curated record. The coding region runs from base 57 to 578 and encodes 173 amino acids.
AUCUUUUUUUUUUCUUUCUUUUCUCUGUUUGUCUACACUUUCUAAAAACAAACAAGAUGAGUGAAUUAUCCAUAACUGAAAAACGACGUAUUGUGAUUGCUUAUGAUGGUACUGAAGACGCUAGUAAAUUAUUUGAUUGGUCUAUCAAAAAUAUUGUCAACCCUAGAACAGAUCAUGUCAUUCUGGUUUCAGCAUUAUCCCGUACAAGUCCUUCUGGAGCAAAAAUUGGUAAAAGUGCAGAGAACUUACCUAUAAUCAGUACUACACCUACUCGUAUCAAUGAAGCUAUUGAACAAGUGAACAAGGAAAAUCAGCCUUUUGCUCGUCCUGUAAGGGAUUUAUUACAAUCUAUGGCUGAUCAACUCAAAAGUUCAAAUAUAUCAAGCGAACAACACGUUUUAUGGGGUGAUCCAAAGGAAGCUUUACCAAAAUAUACUCAAUCUCAUCAGGUGGAUUUACUGAUAGUCGGUUCUCGUGGUUUGAGUACUGUUAAAAGUGUGUUUUUAGGAUCGGUCUCUGAUAAGUGUGUACAUGAAUGCCCUUGUCCUGUUUUGGUUGUACGAAAUGCUACUAUUUAGUAUUUAUAUUUUUAUCUUUUUAUAUUACUUUUUAUAUACUCAUAAUAAAUCAUCCGUCUUUUAUAUGUCA